UUCCGAGUGUCCUUAAACGCAGCAGUCUCCUUCAGCUGUCUGAGAACUGGGCAGCUGUCACUUGAUUUUGUGUACCCGGCUAACAGACACGUAUUAUUGUUUUAACAGGCUUUACCACCACAAUGGCACGUGGGCAUCAGAAGAUUCAGUCUCAGCAGAAAAAUGCAAAAAAACAGGCUGAUAUGAAGAAGGCCAAGGGUCAUGAUCAGAAGACGGCAGCCAAGGCAGCUCUUGUGUUCACCUGCGCUGUGUGCAAGUCUCAGAUGCCUGACCCGAAAACCUUCAAGCAGCACUUUGAGAGCAAACACCCGAAAUCCCCUCUGCCCCCGGAGUUAGAGGGAGUGGAGGCAUAAACGGUCACACUGGAUACCAAACUGAAUUCUUCAAGGCCCAGCACCAACUCUACACUCGCCUCAGUCUGGCAGCAUCAGAUGAUUCGAUGUAACCAACAUGAAGCUGUUAUCUUAAUUAAGGCUUUGAAUGAGCCAGGUUUUCCUUGAUGCAAUGCUUCCUCUCAUCCAGUCCGGUCUUAGCUUGUGUAUGAGAACACUGGACAUGAAUGAGGCUGUCAGUUCAGGAGCGAUGAAGACCUGUACAAUCCAGAAACAGUCUACUCUCAGAAAAGACUCCUCACUGCUCCAAUGUUUUGUGCUCAUAAAAAAAUAUCUUGCUGCUUGUUGUCUUAAUCUGAAACUUGAUGGUCCUAAUGUCUGAUAAAACCUUCAGAACAAAUUUACCCCAUGAGAAUUAACUCAAAGUGUCCUAAAAUAAAGCUCAGUUUUGGACUGGAUGGGAGAAUUCUAAUUUGCUGCAGUAAAUGCAAUGAAAAUCGUGACCUCAUCUAUUUUAGCUUUGAGUAUUGAAUCAAAAUGAGGCAGUGAGAUUUUCUUUCAUACUAAAUAUGGUACACCGCCACAGCGCUGUCUGCCUUGUUCUGCUACUGUAAUCUGUCAUCUAGCUAAUCCUAAUUUCAUGUUUGCUAACAAGAAUGUGAAAUUUUGCUAUAGCCGUUUCCGAGAUGCUAAAUGAAUUGUCAAUUGAUAACAUUUUACGGGAGCUUGUCAGCAACAUUUUUAUGCCUGGAAAAUGAAUGUAUGCUCCAAUGAUGAAUUAUAGCAUUUUAUUAAAUUUUACUUUGUUGUA
Messenger RNA from Labrus bergylta (ballan wrasse), 1143 nucleotides. It is a transcript of the gene znf706, whose product is annotated as zinc finger protein 706. The record is from RefSeq and is a predicted model, not a curated record. Lineage: Eukaryota; Metazoa; Chordata; Actinopteri; Labriformes; Labridae.